AUGCUAGUAUAAAACUAUACCCUUGACAUUAUUGAUCAGUUGAAAUAGGGCAUUGGGACAGACAUCUUUUUAAAAUCAAAACAACUAUCACGAUUAAAAUGGAGUAUGAAGAAGAGGGUUAUGGCAGUGGGGGUCUGACACCGUGCCCAAUCUGUGGCCGGUCCUUCAAUCCAGACUCAUUGUCCCGGCAUGAACCAAUUUGUAAAAAGUCUGCUCUGAAGGCAAAGAAGAGAAAGGUGUUUGAUUCGGGCAAGCAGAGGGCAACGGGGACGGACAUCCCAAUAAAGGCGACCAUCCGUCCCGGACAGAUUGGCAAGGAAGCAGCCCCUAGAUCUGGAAAUAAGCCACAACCAGCAUCGAAGAACAACUGGCGUCAACAACAUCAAGAAUUCAUCGCAGCCAUCAGGAAUGCGCGUGGCGUAGACCAAGCUUUGAAGGCCGGGGGACCCCUCCCACCACCACCCGCACCGUCCCUGAAUCCAGAUUACGUAACAUGUCGCUAUUGCCAGCGUCGCUUCAACGAGAAUGCUCACGGCCGCCAUGAACCGUUCUGUAAAGAAAAGCACGGUCGCAUAUCAAGUAAACCAGUCAUAUCAGAUCAAGCUAAGCAGCGAGCUGCCGCUAGGACUGUGUACAAAGCUCCGCGCUUAAAGCAAAAGACCGAAUCGGACAUGGCGAACGGCGGUGACUAUGGUGGAUACGGUGGUGGUGGUUAUGGCUCGAGUAUGAAUUAUGGCUCACCAGGGACGGGGAGUCGCCCACCACCUGGUGGAGGGAGAGCAGGUGCCGCUAAGUCUGCUAGUAGUCGUGGGUCAGCAAGAAGUGGGACGACAUAUUCCUCAGCUCGGCGAGAUAGUGGUGGCAGUUUUAAUGGCGGCUACGGGAACAUGACAAAAUCAGAGAGUAUGCCACAAGCGAGCGACCAAGGCAUGGGACGACCGAUGCGUACAGGCCGCGACCCACAGACCUACCAAGAUGCGAAAAAUAGUGUACGCGGCACGGGAAUGGCCCGAAGCAAUAUGUCCAGGUAUAGCAAUAGUAUGGAAUCGUUAACCCAUCUCUCACCGGCUGUAAGUCCGAGUGAUUUUGACUCGCGGACGAGUCCUUCCAGGUACAGGGGCACUCCACCUGGCAGUGGUAGAGGUAUGACCAGCAAUGCAAGCGCGGGCCGCCAGGGCAACGCCGUUGGGAAAUUCUGUCAUGAGUGUGGGACUAAGUACCCGAUUGCCACGGCAAAGUUUUGUGGGGAAUGCGGAAUCAAACGCAUGGCACUUGGUUGAUUGUGAUGCGUUUAUCUAAAUACCAUGUACAGUAAAAAACUAGUGUCCUUAAUAGAGAGGUUGUCAUUAUUAGAGUGGUGUCGGCUAAGGGAGGUUCAACUGUAAUUUAUUAUCGUGCCAAUAGGUGGCAUUGGUACCCACGGACAAACCUAAAUAAAGGAUGCGUAGGAGAAUUUUGACAUCAGAACUGUAAAAUGUGACUCACUCUAACAAAACUAGGCGCUUGUCGCAUCUGAACUCGACAGGUUGAUACGGACUUGUCGUUCAUUUCCCUAUUGUAGACCUUUUGUGAAAUCUAUUACAAACUGAUUUGGUCACAUUUCACAAAAGGUCUACAAUAGGGAAAUGAACAACAAG
This is a messenger RNA of Lineus longissimus, 1637 nucleotides long. Its product is annotated as zinc finger C2HC domain-containing protein 1A-like. Bases 99 to 1280 code for a protein of 393 amino acids. The record is from RefSeq and is a predicted model, not a curated record. Lineage: Eukaryota; Metazoa; Nemertea; Pilidiophora; Heteronemertea; Lineidae. The transcript has 12 exons.